Strongylus vulgaris is the source of this 240-nucleotide messenger RNA. NCBI's taxonomy places the organism in Eukaryota, Metazoa, Nematoda, Chromadorea, Rhabditida, Strongylidae. The record is from the annotation of a GenBank genome assembly.
AUGAUGGGAGUUGGAGGUGAAUUUGACCAAAAUGGUAUUGUAGCAUGCCAAAUCAAUGUUGAGAUUCACUGCUGUCAUACUGACUUCAAGGAACGAUUCGCAUCGUUGAUGAAGAGGCUUCUAAAGGAAAGACGAUACGCAGUCCUGAAUGUCGUUUCGGUAGGACAUCAUCGCACUUUCCUUCUCAACUUUGGAAAUAGAAAGUGUGUAGAAAAAUAUAUCUCACAAUUUUUUCAAUAA